This is a messenger RNA of Nothoprocta perdicaria, 2393 nucleotides long. It is a transcript of the gene AGK, whose product is annotated as acylglycerol kinase. Gene Ontology annotation, molecular function: ceramide kinase activity; acylglycerol kinase activity; ATP-dependent diacylglycerol kinase activity. The transcript has 15 exons. NCBI's taxonomy places the organism in Eukaryota, Metazoa, Chordata, Aves, Tinamiformes, Tinamidae. The record is from RefSeq and is a predicted model, not a curated record. Bases 13 to 1329 code for a protein of 438 amino acids. Gene Ontology annotation, cellular component: TIM22 mitochondrial import inner membrane insertion complex; mitochondrion. Gene Ontology annotation, biological process: protein insertion into mitochondrial inner membrane; ceramide biosynthetic process.
GCGGCUGGCGCCAUGGCCAGGGUGGUCAGCGCGCUCAAGACCCUGCGGAACCACUGGAAGAAAACGGCGGUGGGAGCGUGCCUGCUGUCCUGGGGCGGCACGUGGCUCUAUGGCCAGCACCGUGAUAACCUGCUACGAAGAGCUGCGUGCGAAGAAGCCCAGGUUUAUGGCGACCAGCCGCUUCCGUCCCAUAUGCCUCUGAAGAGAGCAACGGUGUUUCUGAAYCCAGCAGCUUGCAAAGGCCACCAGACUGAUCAAAUAGUUUUUCCCUCUAUUUCUUCUAGCAAAGCCAGGACCCUUUUUGAAAAGAAUGCUGCUCCAAUUUUGCACUUAUCUGGCUUGGAUGUAACUGUGGUUAAGACUGAUUAUGAAGGACAAGCCAAAAAGCUGCUGGAACUGAUGGAAAGUACAGAUCUGAUCAUUAUUGCAGGAGGGGAUGGCACGGUACAAGAGGUCAUAACUGGACUUCUUCGCAGAGCAGACGAGGCUACUUUCAGUAAGAUUCCUAUUGGAUUCAUACCUCUUGGAAAGACCAGCACUCUGAGCCACACACUCUACCCUGAGAGCGUGAACCAAGUUCAACAUAUUAUUAAUGCUACAUUGGCCAUUUUGAGGGGAGAGACGGUUCCACUUGAUGUCUUGCAAAUCAAGGGAGAAAAGGAACAGCCUGUGUUUGCAAUGACUGGAUUAAGAUGGGGAUCUUACAGAGAUGCAGCAGUUAAAGUUAGCAAGUAUUGGUACCUUGGGCCUCUGAAAACCAAAGCAGCUCACCUUUUCAGUACAUUUAAGGAAUGGCCUCAGAAACAUCAAGCUGCUCUCAUGUAUCUGGGUCCAACUGAGAGACCUSCAGAGGAGCCGGAGGAAAAGCGAUCCAGACCACCUUUUCAUGUGAGGCUUUACAGAAGACUUGCAUUGUACUGGUCAUCUCCCCCAAAAGAAAUCCCCCAAGAGGAAACCCAAGACAACUGGGAAGAAUUGAAGAUAUCCACCAUUGAACUUUCCAUUGCAACUCAGAACAGACAGCUUGAUUUGACACGUACUGAAGACUUCAUGAAUAUUUGCAUUGAAGCAGAUACUGUUGGUAAAGGACAGUUUGUAAGCAGAGGAAGUCAAAAGAUGAGUGAUCCACAGCUGUGCCCUGAAGGGAGUCAGUGCAUCCAAGCCAGCAAGUGYAUCUUGCAGCUUCCAGAGGGCACUGGAGGAUCCUUUGGCAUUGACAAUGAGGAGUAUGAAGCUAUGCCUGUAGAGGUGAAGCUAUUACCCCGGAAACUCCAUUUCUUCUGCGAUCCCAGAAGGAGAGAACAGAUGCUCCAUGUGGCAGCUCAAUGAGAAUGCAAGUCGAACUGGCCCACUGCUCACCAGCCUUAUCAGGUUCUCUUCAGGGCACGUGAAACCUCACUGGUUUGAUUAACCCCAUCAGAUUAGUGAAUCAUUUGGCCAUUUUAUGCACAGAGUACUUCUCUUGGAAAUGGCUGGUUUGGCAAGUUUCAAAGGGGCUAAAAGUGCAAAUCAGACUCUUAAGAGGUGAAUGUUAACUCAGUGGCGUCUUUUCCUUCCUCCUAAAGUCUGUGUUCCAUUUACAGCGCUGCAGGCUGAGUGCUGUGUGCCAGAUGCUACUACUUUAUUACAAUUGUAUAUUAAAGUAAAAUGUAAGCACACUUGUGUCCUUGUGGURGGGGAGUUAGAGUCUACCUUGCCUGUGUAUAAAUCACAGGAAAUCUGGGAUCAUAAAAAAAAGUGCUUCGGGAGAAUCAUGCCAAGGAAAUUAUAAAAUGCUGGAAUUGCCACAUUAAAACAGGUGAUUGGUUAUCUUGGUUAUAUUGGUUAUCACGGAACAAGUUGGAGAUGGGUGAUAUAAAGCUUCAGAGGAUAUUUAAAAAUUUCCAGUAUCUAUCUGCUUCCUCUGGUAUCCUGGACUACAAUUUGCAUAUUUCCAUGCCUGAAAAUGGAAUUCUGCUGUAUUUUUUUUUCUAAUGCAUGUAGUUGGAGCUCAUAAUUGUCCUCACACAGCGAAAUCUGCACAAGAAACCUUCUAUAGCAGAUGAAAUUUUCAAACUUCUGUAAGUUUCUGCUCUUCUGAAAACACUUCCUUGAGUGGCUCAUUUAGAUUUGUUACAGAUAACAUUAUUUUUUUCAUCUUGUCAGAUUCAACAGCGCUGUUCCAGUUAACAAUACUGUAGAAAUAUAAUCCUUUGAUCAAGUUUAGGUAUGUUACAUUGAAGCAAAUUGGAAAAUGUCAUCUCUGAUUUGAAGCUAUGUGAAGUAGCAUGUGGAAACAUUCUUUAACAAGCCAAAAGAACCUUUUUUUGUAAGUAUUUCUUUUAUACCUGUAGUAAUCCAGCAAAGGGCAUCCAAAUGACUUAUUUGUAUUUGUGAUUGCUCUUCUCCUUUGC